AAAAAGAAAUAUUCCAAAGAUCGUAAACAUGGCCUCGCGGUACAAUCACGGUGUUCAGCGAGUUUUAGCAAAAUUAGAAGCGUCCAUAAAUUCGGAAAAUUAUUAUGAGGCUCAUCAAAUGUAUAGAACUUUGUAUUUUAGAUAUCUUGGACAGAAAAAGUAUUCGGAACUUUUAGAAUUACUGUAUAAUGGUUCAACCCUUUUAUUAAAACACGAACAAUAUGUUAGCGGAGCUGACCUAGGAAUUUUAUUUAUAAGUGUCUUAACACAGUCAGGAACAGAACCUUCUCAAAACUAUUUUGAAAAAAUUAUAAACUUAUUUAGUUUAAUGAGCCCUUUAUCGCCCGAAAGAGAUGUUUUUGUGCAAUCUGCCCUACGAUGGAGUAUAAAGAAUACAGAAUAUAAGACGGGUCACCCUGAUUUACAUAAAAAAAUAGCACAAGUAUUUUGGAGAGAAAAAAACUACAUAAUGGCAAGACAACAUUUCAUAUAUAGUAGAGAUGGUUCUGGAUGUGCUGCAAUGCUUGUUGAGCUUCAUGAGCAACGUGGUUACACGAAUGAAGUAGAUCUUUUUAUAGCCCAGGCAGUUUUGCAAUAUCUCUGUUUACAAAAUACAGCAGCUGCGCAGGAAGUUUUCAAUUCUUAUACUUCACGGCAUCCGAAAAUAAAUAGCGGCCCACCAUAUAUUCUUCCAUUGUUGAACUUUUUAUUUUUUUUAUUGAAAACAAUUGAAUGUGGUAAACUUGCUGUGUUCACAGUACUUUGUGAACAAUAUCAAAUAUCUUUAAACAGAGACCCAUGUUAUCGACAAUACUUAGAUAAAAUAGGGCAGUUAUUUUUCAAUAUUCCAUCUCCGCGACCUCGUAAGCAAGGGCUAUUUAGUUCUUUUUUACAAUCCUUUUUUAAUGACGUCGAAGACGAAGACUCAGACGAUGAACAAAGAAAUACAGCUUCAACCUCGUACACAGCACAAGAACUUGACUGAUUAAAGGUUGUCUGUCACUGUGCAAAGUGAUGAAAGUAAGCAAUGAACUUAUACGCGUGUGUUUCACAUAUUUUCAAAAAUUACAUUAUGCUAUUCUUUCAAAUUUUUAAAAGAAUAGUACAUUGAAAUUAUUUUUUUUAAAUAUAUUGUAUAGAUAAAAUUAUUUAAAAUAAAAAUAUUCGGGAUACAUUACCAGAGGAAUUUUUCAAAGUUGUAAGUUGUGCGAGUUCCAAACAAUUCCCUAACUCAAUUUUCGAAGGUCUUCAAAAAACAGAAGGCAUCCGAGAAAGGUAACAGUUUCCAGCUUCUUUUUUCAUCACUGAUGUCUGUUUUAAUUCUGUAUUUGAACAAAAUUAUUUAACAUCGUUAUUUUUAACAGAUUCCUUAAACUUAAACUUUGAACAAAAUCCUUGCAUUAAUUACAAUUCGUAUAUAACAUACAUAUAUUUAAAAACAAACGUGUAAUUGAGUGUAAUUGCUAAAACGAAGAUUUAUUUUAUAUAAACUUAUUCGUGUGACAAAUAAACCUGACAUAUAUACUUAUAGUUUCAAAAACAGAGUACUUAAUAAUAUUACUUGUUGCUAAAUUAUUAAAUGUGGUCAAGCGAAUAGUGCAUAGAUAAAUGUAGCAACAAGUAAAAUAUUUAUUUAUUCAACUCUACAUCAAUAUAAAAAAUAUUAAUAUUGUUUAAAAUUUCAGUAGGAAAAGAGAUUACGUAUUUAAUUUAAAAAAUUUAAUUGCCAUGAUUCUGUAACAAAGCACUUUUUAGUACUAUUAAUAAGAAAAAUAUACUUUUGCUGUGUAUUGAAUAAAAAAAGAUAUGGAACCAAUAUAAUUAUAAACAGAUUUAUAAUAAGUAUAUACAUAUAUAGACAUAUAUUGUAUAUGUAUUCUUAUAAAAGUACUUGUGUAUACACAGAAUAUCCUUUCAUUGUGGGUAUAGAAGCUUAUUUUUUCAUAGUUUAUGGAUGCAAUAAAUAUUGUAUAAAUAUGGGAUGUUCAAAAUGUCAAAAUUUGUAUGAUUAAGUUCCAUAUUAGAAACAAAUUUCUGUUCAAAAGAAUAUAAUUGUAUUUAUAAAAUUCAAACUUUUUGCACUGUAUGUAAGAAUACUACGAAAUUGCUUAAUUUUUCGUACAUUAUUUAAAAAGGAGACAUCAGAGAAAAGUAAGAAGAUUGAUUUACUAAGAUCAUAUCGUACUGAUGUUAGUACAUAUAUAUGGUCGCAUUGUUGCUCCAAAAGCUUUUCACAAUGAAGCAUCGAGGAAAUCCAAAUGUAAAGUAUUUGGAGUAUAUAAAUAUUUUAUACAGUCCAAUAGUCAAAGAAAAAUAAUGUACAAAUAAAAGGUUCAUAUUAUCUAUAAUAAUAGAACAAUUUUUAUUUGAAAUUUAUUUUAACAAGACGAAUUAUACUACAUAAACAAGUAUAUUAUUUAUACCUUUUAAAAAUUAACUUAUCAAGGAGAUUAAACUAAA
Molecule: messenger RNA, 2460 nt
Organism: Colletes gigas
Lineage: Eukaryota; Metazoa; Arthropoda; Insecta; Hymenoptera; Colletidae
Product: Golgi to ER traffic protein 4 homolog
Exons: 6
Coding region: 29-985 (318 amino acids)
Biological process (GO): protein insertion into ER membrane
Cellular component (GO): BAT3 complex; cytosol
Molecular function (GO): protein binding
Source: RefSeq, a predicted model, not a curated record